Aspergillus sclerotioniger CBS 115572 is the source of this 2435-nucleotide messenger RNA. RefSeq names its product alpha-amylase. Gene Ontology annotation, molecular function: calcium ion binding; alpha-amylase activity. The record is from RefSeq and is a predicted model, not a curated record. Lineage: Eukaryota; Fungi; Ascomycota; Eurotiomycetes; Eurotiales; Aspergillaceae. The coding region runs from base 497 to 2140 and encodes 547 amino acids. Gene Ontology annotation, biological process: carbohydrate catabolic process. The transcript has a single exon.
CAUGAUCCCAAUCCCGUAUUGAAUAUUCAUAAUUCUCGAUGGACAUGGGGAAAAGAGGAAUCAAGAUAAGGGACUCUGCAACAGCGACGCUGCCAGCGAUGGGGGUGGAUUGAGACACAUUUGCUCCGGAUGUUAGGCAGCCCCUUUUGGCCUCUGGUGUCUGGUCAGCAUCCUCCCCCCGGCCCGGCACCCUGGUCUUAAUAUAGUGUCGUUGGUCCGCCCCCGACAUCGCGUGGCCUUGAUUUGUUCUGCUUUCCUUGCCCCUUUCCCAGCCCGGGAGCAACGUACUCAAUCCUCUCCCCAUCAUGCUCAACGGUCUGCUCAGCUGGAUCCCUUGAACCCUCCAACAACAUUCGUUUCAAACAUUCGUUAGAGUAAGCUGUUAUUCGUCAUCAUUCAUUCAUUUCUCCCACCAAUCAACAACCAACCACAUAAACCACGGAACAAAAAGCCUCCACAAGGUGUUUCAAUGAAAUUGAGUCCGGCUACGGUCAAGAUGUUUUCUCUCCGGAAUCAAUGGCUCGUAGCCCUCGGCCUCCUCAGCGGCUGCGUUGAUCUCUCCGCAGCUGCCUCCACCCAACAAUGGAAGACCCGAUCCAUCUAUCAAACCAUGACAGAUCGGUUCGCCCUCACCAACGGGUCCACCACCGCGCCAUGCAAUACCACCGAAGCCAAUUAUUGUGGGGGGACUUGGCAGGGGACGAUCGACAAGCUUGAUUACAUCCAAGGCAUGGGUUUCGAUGCGGUCAUGAUCUCCCCCGUCACGAAGAACAUCGACGGCCGAAACAAAGACGGCGAGGCCUAUCAUGGCUACUGGCCUCUGGAUCUCUACGAGCUCAAUUCCCAUUUCGGUACCCAGGAUGAUCUCCUCAAACUGAGCGAGGAAUUGCACGCCCGAGACAUGUACUUGCUGCUCGACGUCGUCAUCAACAAUGUCGCCUACAACACCGACGGCAGCAAUCCCGCCACCACCAUCGACUACACCGUCUUUCCUCAGUUCAACGGCUCAUCAUACUUCCACCCCUACUGUAUCAUCACCAACUGGAAUAACUACACCGAUGCCCAGAUCUGUCAAACAGGCGACAACUACACCGCCCUCCCGGAUCUCUACACCGAGCAUACCGAUGUGCAAGACAUCCUAAUGACAUGGAGUACAUCAAUCAUGACCAAUUACUCCGUCGACGGUCUUCGAAUCGAUGCCGCCAAAUCCCUAACCCCCAGCUUUCUCCCCACCUACGCCAAGACCGUAGGCGGAUGGAUGACCGGCGAGGUCAUGGACUCCAACGCCACCAACGUGUGCAAAUACCAAAGAGACUAUCUCCCCAGUCUCCCCAACUACCCUCUCUACUACUCGAUGAUCACCGCCUUCCUCAACGGCGAACCAGGGACCCUCCUCGAAGAAAUCGCCACAAUCAACGACCUGUGCUCCGACGUCCCAGCCAUGGUCAACUUCAUCGAAGACCAAGACGUCGACCGAUGGGGCUACAUGAACGACGACAUCAUGCUUGCCAAAAACGCCCUCACCUUCAUGAUGCUCUACGACGGGAUCCCGCUGGUCUACCAAGGCCUGGAACAAUUCAUCACCUACUCCAACCGCGCGGCCCUGUGGCUAACGGACUUUAACACCAACGCGACACUGUAUAACGUCAUCGCCAAGCUCAACGCCAUUCGCAAACAUGCCAUUUCCCUCGAUUCCAGCUACAUCGAUUCCCAAACCUACCCGAUCUAUCAAGGCGGGAGCGAGCUGGCUUUCUGGAAGGGCAACAACGGCCGCCAGGUCAUUAUGCUGUUAUCAACCCAGGGGUCCAACGGCUCCGCCUACGAUCUAACCCUACCGAUGAGCUAUGGCGCCAGUACCGUAGUCACGGAGGUGCUCAACUGCGUCAACUACACAGUCAACACGCAGAGCGAAUUGAUCGUCCAGAUGGAUAAAGGCGAACCGCGGGUAUUCUUCCCCGCUGACAUGAUGCCGGGCAGUGGUCUGUGUGGCUACAAUGUGAGCAAUACCACGUACUCGCAGCUACGACUGGCUGCGGUGGGAUCAUCCUCUUCGUCCGGUGGCAGCCAUCCCAUUGCACCAUUCAUUUCACAGGGUCCGUUUUUCGUGGCUCUAGUCGCCAUGCUGGCACUCUGGAUCUAAGCCUCGAUUUCGUCUUGGUAUUCAUUCAGCUAGUCCUCUAUCUUAUCCAUCCUAUCUCAUCUAAGCAAGCAAUUCACCUACAAUACCUCAAUGAUACCAUCAUCCUCAUAUCAGAGACUCAAUCCAGCAUCUCCAUCAUACCUCCAUCCGUGUAUAUAAGCCGAACUAAUCUACACGAAAGCCUACCAGUAGCACAACAAACUUGCAUGCAACACAGCAUACUCUUAUUCUCCACGCAGGAUCUCCCCGCUCACACACCAACCACCACCACCACCCGUACUCUGACUCUACCCAG